Vigna radiata var. radiata (mung bean) is the source of this 897-nucleotide messenger RNA. RefSeq names its product protein NIM1-INTERACTING 1. Gene Ontology annotation, biological process: regulation of systemic acquired resistance. The record is from RefSeq and is a predicted model, not a curated record. Lineage: Eukaryota; Viridiplantae; Streptophyta; Magnoliopsida; Fabales; Fabaceae. The transcript has 3 exons. Bases 97 to 690 code for a protein of 197 amino acids.
UGAUAUGGGUAGUAAAUAAAAUAACACGCUGGUAUUGACCUCUCUUGUGAGUCAAUUAACACGGUUUCAGUUCAUUGAAUUCGUUGAGCAAUUUCCAUGGUUCUUGUUGACUAUAGCAAGUUCAUGUCAGAUUGGAUUUUGCGUCAAUUUUUUAUGCGCAUGGAGGGAGAAAGAAGGAAAAGAAAAAUAGAAAAUGAAGAAGAAAAUGAGGAGCAGAAGAUUGAAAGGUUCUUUGCCUUGAUAAAGAGGACAAAAGAUGUUCGCGAUCGAUUCUACAAGGAGACUAAGCAGAUGGAUGGAGAAAGGGAAAAGAGUAUUUGGAACCCAAAGUUUGAAGUAGAAGACUUCGUUGAUUCUGGAGAAAAAAUGCCAGAGACUGGUAAUGUUUCAGGUUCUCAUCAUCAUCAUGAUCUUGCAGGUCCUUCACACAAAGAGCUCGUACACGAAAAGAAAGAAGAUUUGCAAGAUGCAACACGAUUGGUGCAGGCUGAGGAAGAUAAUGGUGAAGAGAAAGACAAAAGAAUUUUUGGUGGCUACUUGAUGAUGAUGAUGAUGAUUUUGACACUGUACUUGUUAUACAUUGAAUCCAAAAGAAGGAAGAAGCUACCAUCUUUAUUAAUAUCUUUUUUCACAAGAGCUCAACAUCUAAAGUUAUCGUGCUUGGUAAAUUGCGAACACAGAUUUUCAUGACUGAACUGCGUAUAGUUAAUUAGGAGAAAAAAAAUUAUACAUAUAUUAUGAAAAUGUUAUAUAAAAAUAUCAGUGUUAAUAUAUCUUUGCCUUCGUUUGGAACCAUGAAUUCAAUUUCUUCAUAUGUCUAAUCAGCAACAGAAAGUUUUGUUCGUGUUUAUUUAUCUUUUCAAAAGUUGACUGCACAUUAACUGUUAUCUUUUUUUG